Molecule: messenger RNA, 975 nt
Organism: Brassica rapa (field mustard)
Lineage: Eukaryota; Viridiplantae; Streptophyta; Magnoliopsida; Brassicales; Brassicaceae
Product: GTP-binding protein SAR1B-like
Biological process (GO): intracellular protein transport
Molecular function (GO): GTP binding; GTPase activity
Source: RefSeq, a predicted model, not a curated record
CCAUGUCAUCAUGCCAGUUCGAUGACCGGCUCAAGAGAUCUGUUUCCGAAUUUUCUUAUUUUUUUGGGUCAUAUUUAGGAGGAAUCUACACGAAAGAGGCGAAGAUCAGCUAGGAGGAAGGAGAAGGAGACAAUGUUUUUGUUCGAUUGGUUCUACGGAAUCUUAGCAUCGUUAGGGUUAUGGCAGAAAGAGGCGAAGAUCUUGUUUCUCGGCCUCGACAAUGCUGGAAAAACCACGCUACUUCACAUGCUCAAAGACGAGAGAUUAGUUCAGCACCAGCCGACACAACAUCCAACCUCUGAGGAACUUAGCAUUGGCAAAAUCAAGUUCAAGGCUUUUGAUUUAGGUGGCCAUCAGAUUGCUCGAAGAGUUUGGAAAGAUUACUAUGCCAAGGUUGAUGCAGUUGUCUACCUCGUGGAUGCUUAUGACAAGGAGAGAUUUUCAGAGUCAAAAAGAGAGCUAGACGCUCUUCUCUCGGAUGAAGCCCUUGCAACCGUCCCGUUUCUGAUUCUCGGAAACAAGAUUGAUAUCCCUUACGCAGCCUCCGAAGACGAGCUUAGGUAUCACUUGGGUCUCACCAACUUCACCACCGGUAAGGGCAAAGUGACGACAGCUGGAGGAGAUUCUGGUGUUCGCCCCCUCGAAGUCUUCAUGUGCAGCAUUGUCCGCAAAAUGGGCUACGGCGAGGGAUUCAAAUGGCUCUCUCAGUACAUCAACUAAAAGACAUCACCUUCACCAUCAUGCCUUGUCUUUCUCAUAUAAUCAAACCAAACCCAUGAUGAACAUCUGUCUUUUCUUGAGAUAAAAGAUUCGUCUAUGAUGAUGUCAUAGCACUCUUUCUCCUUUUUGGGGGUUUUUGUAGUUUUCUUGUUUUUAAUAUAAGUUUGGUGACUUGCAUUUCCAAACUUGUUCAGUGUCUAUGUCCACAUUUUUGUCAACAGCUUGCGUUUUUAUUGAAGCAUUAUUCCCAUGUUA